AUGGCGACGAGCGACGCGGCAAACGACAAGGAGCCUUUUCCGCUCCUCAACACCUCUCUCGAUCCUUUUGCCAUGGACGAGGACUCGGCGCCGCGCCGCCGACGCAAGAGCUCUGGCCUGGGCGGCGAAAUCCGCGCCGGCGACACGGGAGCGCCGGCCUUUGCCUCGAGCCAAGCCAGCUUAAAUGCCGGUGAUUCCUUUGGUCACUAUGCCGACUCCCCCGUCACGCCCACGUCGGCCUCGUCGCAAGCCAACGGCAAGCGCAUCUCGAAGCGCCGGCCCGCGCGCGGCCUGCUCUCGCGCUUCCGCCAGCUCGUCGUGCGCCGCACCUUUGUCCUGCCCGCCCUCCUCCUCGUCAUGUUCCUCGCCGGCUAUGCCGUCAACCCGACCGAGUCCAACAUUCUCCACCGCUUCAUCUUUCUCUCCUACCCGCUGCCCCAGACGGACCCCUCGAAACCAGUCAUGUACGGCAAGGGCAAGUGGGACAUUGCCUUUGUCUCGUUUUACAUCAUCGUGCUCUCCUUUACCCGCGAGUUCAUCAUGCAGGAGCUUCUGCGCCCGUGGGCCCGCCGCACCGGCCUCAGCAAGGGCAAGCAGGCGCGCUUCAUGGAGCAAGCCUACACAGCCAUCUACUUUGCCUUUCUCGGACCGGCUGGCCUGUACGUCAUGAGCAAGACGCCCGUCUGGUACUACAACACCACCGGCAUGUACGACGCCUUUCCGCACCGCGCCCACGAGGCCGUCGUCAAAUUCUACUACCUCUUCCAGGCCGCCUACUGGGCCCAGCAGGCCAUUGUCCUCAUCCUUGGCCUCGAGAAGCCCCGCAAGGACUACUACGAGCUCGUCGGUCACCACAUUGUCAGCCUCGCCCUCAUUGGCCUCUCCUACCGCUUCCACUUUACCUACAUUGGCAUCGCCGUCUACACCUCGCACGACAUCUCCGACUUCUUCCUCGCCACCUCCAAGGUGCUCAACUACCUCGAUCACUUCCUCAUCGCUCCCUACUUCUUCGUCUUUGUCUGCGUCUGGGUUUACCUCCGCCACUACAUCAACAUCAAGAUCAUCAUCUCCAUGUUCACCGAGUUCCGCACUGUCGGCCCCUUUGAGCUCAACUGGGAGACGGAGCAGUACAAGUGCUGGAUCAGCCAGUACAUCACCACCGCCCUGCUCACCUCCCUCCAGGCCCUCAACCUCUUUUGGCUCUUUUACAUUCUGCGCAUCGCCUACCGCUUCGUCCGCGACAGCAAUGCCACCGAUGACCGCUCCGAUGACGAGGACGAGGACGAGACGCCCGCGUCGGUGCAGAAGAAGCAGUCUGUGCCGAUUCUUCAGAUAAACGGUCAAAAGCCCAAUGGCAAGUCUGAGUAA
Messenger RNA from Akanthomyces muscarius, 1368 nucleotides. RefSeq lists its product as uncharacterized. The transcript is spliced from 2 exons. The record is from RefSeq and is a predicted model, not a curated record. The coding region runs from base 1 to 1368 and encodes 455 amino acids. Gene Ontology annotation, biological process: ceramide biosynthetic process. Lineage: Eukaryota; Fungi; Ascomycota; Sordariomycetes; Hypocreales; Cordycipitaceae. Gene Ontology annotation, cellular component: membrane. Gene Ontology annotation, molecular function: sphingosine N-acyltransferase activity.